Molecule: messenger RNA, 1671 nt
Organism: Cutaneotrichosporon cavernicola
Lineage: Eukaryota; Fungi; Basidiomycota; Tremellomycetes; Trichosporonales; Trichosporonaceae
Exons: 3
Coding region: 1-1671 (556 amino acids)
Cellular component (GO): cell division site; plasma membrane; growing cell tip
Source: RefSeq, a predicted model, not a curated record
AUGUCGGCGGGGGCGAGGCUGCCAGGAGUCAUCCUCCUGCUAGCCGCAGUCAUCCUACUCGCGCUCGUGUCCUUCAACACACCGCUACUCAAGAACUUCUACUUUCUCCAGGCCGACUUCACUGCUGGCCAGUACAAGGGUGUCCUUCGCCUAGGGACCCUUGGCUUCUGCACAACUGGCGACAUUGAGGAGUGUGUAGGGCCUCAGAUCGGAUACUCGUUUGACCUCAACACGGUCCUCAACAUCCCGAAGAGCCUCAUCAAUAUCCCCCCAGCAGUCUCCAAAUACUUAACCUAUGUGUUGGUGCUGCACAUUGUUGGGCUGGGGUUCGCGGGCAUCGGCCUGAUCAUUUGUCUCAUCGACCUCAUCCCAGGUUUCAACCUCCUGUGCUUCCCGACCUGCAUGGCGUCGCUCGCGUCGACGGCAACAUUAAUCGCAUUCAUCUUCGAUCUCGCCAUCUUCUUCAUCGCCAAGGGCGCGAUCGGGAAAAUGUCUGGUGCGAGUGCGCAAAUCGGUGCGGCCGUGUGGAUGACCCUAGCUGCGUGGGUAUGCUGCUCGGUCGCCAUAUGCACGUUCGGUAUGGCCAACUGCUGCUGCAACUUUGGAAGUGGCCGCCGCCGCGAGGAGCGCAAGAGAAGGAAGGACCGCGACCCCGACCUCGACGAGGAAGAAGACUACUUCAAGAGCCGCCGCGAUCGGGACAUGCGGAUGCACGCGAUUCGUGACGAGGAGCGUCGCAAGUACGAGCAAGACCUGCCUUCCUUCCAGCCGUACGAACGCGAGCCUCUCAAUCCCGGCCCACCCGAGGACAAGUACCUAUACGACGAGACAGCUGCCCGCGGCGUCGGCGUACAGGGCGUCGGCAUGGGCUAUGGACGCCGCGGCGGCGCGCCCAACCCGUACGCACAGGCUGCCCCACCGACGGGCUACGGGCAGAACCUCGGCGUGCAGCGGCAACCGUCAACGGGUAGCUCGAUGCUCACUGCCGGCAACGCGGGCGUGGGAGCUGGCGGCGAGGGCGUGGACGAGCCACGUAACGAGUAUGGCUACGCCGGCCAGCGGGAGCAGAUGGGCGACAACUAUUAUGAUCCCUACGCCCAGAACCAGCCGUACGGGCAGCAGUACGGACAGUCGGGGUACGACUACAGCAACCAGGGGCCGACAUACCCGCUCGCUGCCGCGGCUGGUAUGGCGUCUCCUCCACCCCAGCGCGGGCCCCAUGAUGAUUUUCGCGGUGGCCCGGGGUCGUCUGACAGCCACCAUUACCAGGACCCUGGGCCGAGAGUCCACGCGGCUUCGUCCGAUCCGUACCACAAUACGGGGUAUGAUGACGGGCUCGGUGCGAUUGGGCGCGCCGCGACGUCACCAACAGGCGAGCGCCAGUACACUGGCGCGCAGGGGUAUGGGACGCCGCCGCCACUGAGCAUUCCACAGGAACCGGCGCCAGUGCAGGUGCCGACGCCGCAGCGCCUCAUCAACCCGCAUCAGCAUACCAUCCUGCAUAGCCCAGAAAGCGAGUACCCGCCCCACGGGGCGUUUAAUGAUUACGCGCCCGAGAUUGAGGCGGCUGGUCCGCCCAGCUAUGGCCAGGCGACAGGGCCGUCGACGUACAACGUGGCAUCGUCGUCGUAUAACGCCGCGCCAUCGACGUACCCGCAAGAGAAGAGGUAG